UACAUGGAUGAGUGGUGUAUGACAAAGAUCUCAUCCUGGGAUUUGGGAGGAGGUCAGGAGGGUUGUAUAACAAGUUGAGGAGUAGCAGAGAAGAGCAGUGUAUGCUUACAUUCACACACAAACCCUGCAAAUCUUUAAGGAUUUUCUAGAAACUUCACAAUCAACAGAAAAAGAAUGCAUUUGUUUUCCAUCUACUGAUAGCAACUGAAGACCAUCAAGAUCAGAUCUGUUUAAAAUAAUAUCAGCCAAUCUUCAUCUAAGGUCAUGUCCACUAUAACAGCCCAGCCUUUACCCCAUGGUCUGGAAAGAGAAAAACACAUUGAGAUGCAUUUAAGAGCUUUUCACCAGAGGUGGAGUACCUCCAUGGACCCUCAGGAUCUCACUACUACUCCAGCACCAAGAGAAGGCCCACUCUAUGGAUAUCUAUCACCCACAUUCCAAGCUCAAGGCUUGGACACAAACAAGAAAAAAGAAGAGCAGUGGGCCACAGAGACACUACCGGCAGGUCUGGCUGCUCUGGAAACAGUCAGCCAAAUACACAUAACUGCUAUACCUGAGCUUCAGGGCCCCCAGUGCAUUUCCCGCAGGAUGUACAGUAUUGCUGCAGAAACCAAGCAACUGUUUCUGGCUGUGGAAGAGAGCUCAUGUGUUUGCAUGCAGUGCUGUGGACCUGCCCGUGCCUGCUCUUUGCAGGGUUUUGACCAGGAUCGGCAGAAGAUGUUCCUUUUUGAAAGGCCACUUAGAGCAGAUAUGUGCUGCCUGGGCUGCUGCCUGAUGGAGAUGAGGGUUUACACAGCACAGGGGGAGCUCAUUGGUACUGUCCACCAGAGGUGGAGUAUGUUCACACCCUACUUUGAGGUUUGUGACUCUGCAGACUGUCCCUUCCUGAGGAUACAAGGCUUCUGCUGUCCGAUCCGUUGCCUCUCUGACCAGGAGUUUCAGGUUGUUUCCAUGAUCGGUGAGCACAUUGGAACAGUAUGGAAAAAGUGGCCAGGGUACAACGUUGAAAGCUGCAACAUGGACCAUGAACAUUUUGGGUUGGAUGUCUCUCAGAACAUGAACGUGAAAACCAAAGUGUUACUUCUAGCAGGUACAUUUCUUCUGAAUUACAUGUUUUUUGAAAUGAGCUGAAACAAAAGAGAACAAUUGAAAACCAGCAUUGAUGGACUGUAAACAUCGUAUAUGUCAGCUACUGUAAAGGCUUUAUAAAACUUAUAAAAGAAAUAUUAGGAUGGC
This is a messenger RNA of Tachysurus vachellii, 1236 nucleotides long. RefSeq names its product phospholipid scramblase 2. The coding region runs from base 265 to 1131 and encodes 288 amino acids. Gene Ontology annotation, molecular function: phospholipid scramblase activity. Gene Ontology annotation, biological process: plasma membrane phospholipid scrambling. The transcript is spliced from 9 exons. Gene Ontology annotation, cellular component: plasma membrane. The record is from RefSeq and is a predicted model, not a curated record. NCBI's taxonomy places the organism in Eukaryota, Metazoa, Chordata, Actinopteri, Siluriformes, Bagridae.